Molecule: messenger RNA, 2832 nt
Organism: Lodderomyces elongisporus
Lineage: Eukaryota; Fungi; Ascomycota; Pichiomycetes; Serinales; Debaryomycetaceae
Gene: VAC7
Product: Vac7p
Exons: 1
Coding region: 1-2832 (943 amino acids)
Biological process (GO): protein localization to vacuolar membrane; vacuole inheritance; positive regulation of phosphatidylinositol biosynthetic process
Cellular component (GO): PAS complex; fungal-type vacuole membrane
Source: RefSeq, a predicted model, not a curated record
AUGAAUACAUCGAGUGCGCACCUGCAGUCACAAAUGGAGUCGAAGAAGAAUAAACCAGAGAAACAAAAGAUGUCUGAAAAGCAAAGUGAGUUGGAGAAACAACAAAGGGAACCAGAGAGAGCCAAGGACAUGGUGGAGCAAAGCCUGCAUGUACUGCAGAAUACUGUUACUCACACUAUAGAUAACAAACCCAAACAGUCUACAAGCACGUCAAAUGGUGUCUCGGAUUUGCCAUCGGCUGAUUCAAGUGAUAAAAUCGACAACCUGCGUAAGGACUUGCUGAGCUUAACAAGCAGCAAAUCAGAAAAGACAAAACAAAAAGUUAUUGACAAUGAGGGUGCAAGCAAUUACUCUUCAAAUGGCAGAGCUCCCACUCAUGUGAAUGUGCCACAGCGGCUGGCAGGUACACCGACAGCAGCAACAGGAACAACGCCAACGACAACAACGACAACAACGACAACUACAAAACCCGAGCUUGAAAAUGUAAAUUCUUCUUCAUCAAAAGGAAAUAGCGGACUUGGCCUUUCAGUAGCGCCAGCAAAAGCUGGAGGUUUGCAGAUCUUGAACGACGAGAAUACGCAGCUGCGCCAAGAACCUAGUGCACGCAAGGCCAAUGUGCAACUGGUGCUACAAGCCCUGCAGCUGGGACUGCCAGCUCCAGAGAUACACCAAACGAAACAACUGUCACUUGUAGCCCAGCCAUCAUCGUUGAUGAUGAAUUCAAACGGAUCAAGUUUGCACACCCCAUCUAUCUCGAACAUGACGGAUUCAGAUGCUCGAAAUAAAAACACAAAGCACAAACGAAUAGCCAAACAAAAUUCCACCAAAACGGACUUUUUUGCAGCCAAAUUGGCAAGCGCUGUUGAUGAUGUUGAAAGCAGCGAUAGUGAUGAGACAUUUGUAUAUGAGAACGCUAACGACGAUUAUGAUGAAACAAGUAGUGUUAACCGUGACUUUUUGCUCGACACUGCUAGUAUUAAUGGGCUAGGGGUAGGUGCUGUAGUCGGUUCUGGAACCAGUGCAGGCAUUGGAUUGUCGUCCUGUUCCAAUCCUUAUCAACGGUCUUUGCCUUUAGACGGUGAAAACGAGAAAAGACCAGAGAAAACAUUGAACAAAAAAACACAUUCUGUCGCCAAUUCCCUUAACAAUCCAACGAGUUCGGAAAAAGAUUUGCACAAACGACCUUUGGCAUUACGCACUUUUUCUUCUUUUUCUGCAAACGAACCGGAAGCAAAGACAAUUGUUUAUCGAAACUUGGAAAAGAUACCCGGAGAAGCUAGCAGCAGUGCUGACCAUAAAUUACGAGCAAGCCAGGCCAGUGUGGGUGUUGCACACUCAAUAACCGAGGAUGAAAAUGAGGAUGCUUUUUCGUACAAAGGUAGUGAAGAUGGGUACCUGAUAGACUGUGAUGGCGAUAGAGAAGCGCGACAUCCAGAUAAGAAAAACUCUGCGGAGUCAUCAGAACAUAUACGAUCUGUUGAUGGACGUAAUGAAAUUCAUCGGUCUUCUUUUGAGGCGUCAGUGACUAAUGGAACAGGAACAGGAACAGGAACGGGUGCAGUAUCAGGUGCAGUAACAGGUGUAGAUGCAUCGUCGUCUGGAGCAGGGGCUCUCCAAUCUACGGCUAGCAAGAGUAAUUCACGCAAGAAGUAUCAGAGCUCCACUGCGUCUUCCAAACUCAGGUCAACGACAUCAAAACUUUUUGACAAAAAGGGUUCGCAGCCAAAGCGAUAUAGCAUAAUUCCUGACGAUUUCGAUAUAGAAGACUUUGACGACGAAUUGAUAUAUUAUGAUAAUAAAGCUGAUACGCAUGAGAACGACAAGACACCGUUGCUAAACUUAAAGCAAGGGAUUCCGCAUUAUAGAUCAUUGAACUUGCACGCUCCGGGUAUCAAGCAUCAGAACAAAAGAUAUAUUUCUGGUAAUGGUCAGCCCCUUAUCUCAUCUCCUGACCUGAGGGCUGGUAUUGUGCAAAACAAUGGAAAGAGAGCUUUUCCUUUCCCUCACCAGGAAAUUUAUCCGAGAUACUACUACGACGUUGAUCCCUUUGAUCAGGAGUCUCAAGUAUACGAAUCAGACUUUGAUCUCGCCGAUCUGAACAAUACGAGAAAAAAAGGGUUGCGUCAUUUGGAUAAAACCGAUGGGUAUACCGAAAAUAAUGGUCAUCCUUUUUUGCUUACGCAGAGACCACUUAGUAGCAAACAUGGAUUCUGCAAAUCAUUUCUCUAUACGUUUAUAUGUAUUUUCGCGAUAUUGACUGUUGGUUUUAUUCUUGGAUUUUUUAUGGCCACCACGAAGGAGUUGAGCAAUGUUGGAAUUGUCUCAAUUGAAAAUCCAAUUGUUAGCAAAGACGAAUUGGUUUUCAACAUAUUGGUGGAGGCAUUUAAUCCCGGUUGGUUCUCUGUUGAUAUAGAGGAGGUUGAACUAGAUUUAUUUGCUCGAAGCGGAUACCUUCCUGACCUGCCUCCAGCUUUGAGCAAGAACUUGCAAGCACGCAAGGAUCUGUCAAAAUUAGAAACAGUUAAACUCGGAUCGAUUUCUAAUUUAGAGUCUGCAAUGAAUUUCAAAGCUGGCUUUUUUUCGAGAGAGCCAUCGACGCAACGGGGAGAGGUGAAACUUUUGAACCCAGGUAAAAAUAUCACGCUGGCAGAUUCCACGCAGCAAUUCAGAGAUGAUACGGAUAAUUCGCUUAAGUGGAGUAUCAUUAGUGAAAACCCUUUCGAUCUUAUAAUCACUGGUGUGUUGAAGUACACGCUACCUAUGGGUAGGAGUACAAAGUCAGUCGUGGUACGGAAAACUGGGUAUAUAGAUCCCACACUUUUCAUCAUGUGA